Messenger RNA from Vigna unguiculata (cowpea), 2948 nucleotides. Its product is annotated as TMV resistance protein N-like. Gene Ontology annotation, biological process: defense response; signal transduction. The record is from RefSeq and is a predicted model, not a curated record. Gene Ontology annotation, molecular function: ADP binding. Lineage: Eukaryota; Viridiplantae; Streptophyta; Magnoliopsida; Fabales; Fabaceae.
UUUGACAUUUAAAAAUACUGCAUUCACCCACCAGAUCUUCAUGUGAAAUAUAAUGCAACGACAUGCUAAUUGCUCCUCACCGAUCACAACCUUGUUUUACUAGAUUCUCAUCUCGUAGUACUUUUGAAGUUCUUAGAUCAUGGCACAAAGAAUCUCAUCAUCAUUGUCUUCCCCCAGGCGUACAUGGAUUUAUGAUGUCUUUCUAAGUUUUAGGGGUGAAGACACUCGUUUCCAGUUUACUAAUAAUCUUUACCAUUCCUUGUGCCAAAAGGGGAUCCGUACUUUCAUCGACCAGGAUGGUCUUAGAAGAGGGGAAGAAAUUACACCCGCUCUUUUCCACGCAAUUCAAAAUUCAAUGAUUUCCAUCGUUGUCUUCUCCGAAAGCUAUGCAUCUUCAACCUAUUGCUUAAAUGAACUUGUAAAGAUCCUUGAAGGCGCCAAGGAAGAAGGUCGAUCCAUUUAUCCAAUAUUUUAUGGAGUGGAUCCAUCAGAAGUUCGACAUCAUACUGGAACUUAUGCAGAAGCACUGUCAAAACACGAAGCUAAGUUCCACAACGACGCUGACACCGAGAAGGUACAAAAAUGGAGGAAGGCUUUACAUGAAGCAGCUAAUCUAUCAGGCUGGCAUUGCAAAUAUUGGUAUCAACCAGAAUAUGAGUUUAUCAGAAAGAUUGUUGAAGAGAUAUCUGAAAAGAUAAAUUACAUCCCUUUACAUGUUGCUGAUAAUCCAAUUGGGCUGGAGUAUGCAGUGAAAGGAGUGAAAUCUCUCCUCGGAGAUGGGUCGGAUGUCAACAUGAUAGGAAUUUAUGGUAUCGGGGGUAUUGGUAAAACCACCACUGCUCGUGCUGUCUAUAACAUUAUUUUUUGGCAUUAUGAAGGUUCGUGUUUUCUACCUGACAUUAGAGAAAAGGCAGUUAAUAAGAACGAGAUUGUCCAACUCCAAGAAAUACUACUUUCUCAGAUUCUCAAGGGGGAAGAUAUCAAAGUGGGAGAUGUCAAUAGAGGAAUACCAUUAAUAAAACAGAGACUUCAACAGAAGAAGGUCCUUCUAGUUCUUGAUGAUGUUGACAAAUUAAAGCAGUUAAAGGCACUUGCUGGGGGAUGUGAUUGGUUUGGCUCUGGAAGUAUAAUCAUCAUCACUACAAGAGACAAGCACUUGCUAGAUGCUCAUGGGGUGGUUAACUUAUAUGAGGUUAAACCAUUACAUUUUGAAAAAGCUUUGGAAUUGUUUAACUUGCAUGCCUUCAGAAGUGGUAAAGUUGGUCCACCAUACAUGAGUAUUUCCAAGCGUGCAGUUUCUUACGCGUGUGGCCUUCCGUUGGCUCUGGAAGUUAUAGGAUCCCACUUAUUUGGAAAAAGCUUAGAUGAGUGCAAUUCUGCAUUAGAUAAAUAUGAAAGUAUUCCUCAUCAGAAGAUUCAUGAAAUACUAAAAGUAAGCUAUGAUGGUUUGGAAGAAAAUGAGAAGGGAAUUUUCCUAGACAUUGCUUGUUUCUUCAAUACCUAUGAACUGGGCAAUGUCACACCAAUGCUAAAAGCGCAUGGCUUUCAUGUAGAAGAUGGUUUGAGAGUGCUGGUUGACAAAUCUCUGAUAAAGAUUGAUUCUUUUGGUUUUGUGAGGAUUCAUGACCUAAUUCGAGACACAGGUAGAGAGAUUGUAAGGCAGGAAUCAACACUUGAGCCAGGAAGACGUAGUAGAUUAUGGUUUGACCAAGACAUUGUUCAUGUUUUGGAAGAAAAUACGGGAUCUGAUAGAAUAGAAUUCAUAAAGCUUGAAGAGUACAACAACGUACAGGUGCAAUGGGAUGGAAAAGCCUUCAAGGAAAUGAAGAACUUGAAAAUUUUGAUAAUUGAAGAUGCAACCUUUUCUGUAGGCCCCGAGCAUCUACCAAAUAGCUGAGUCUCCACCUCCACCUUCAUCUUCUCCAUUACCAUAGCCUUCUCUACCAAGGCUGCAAAAUCCUUGAUGGAUAGCGGGGCCACCAUCAGACGGAGGUCUCCACGGAGGCCAUUCUCGAACUUCCUGCAUCGCCACUCUUCAUCCAGUGGCAUAGUAUAAAAACGACUUAGAUGCUUAAACUUUUUCGCAUACUCAGCCACAGACUUGUUCCCUUGAGUUAACUGUAGGAACUCCACCUCUUUGGCAUAUUUGACGCUGUCGGGGAAGUACUCGGAGAGAAAUUUCCUCCUAAAGACCUCCCAAGUAACUGCUUCCUGACUCUCCUCCAUCAUGGACUUCAUGCUGACCCACCAAUGCUCAGCCUCACCCGUGAACAUAUACACCGCGAAAGCCAGUCUACUCUCAUCGGGACACAUCUUGGCAUCAAAUAUUCUCUCCAGAUCUUUCAGCCACUGAUCUGCUGCAUCCGGACUGGUCUUACCCCCAAACUUCACUGGGUGGUGUUUCAAAAAGUCCUCCAGACUCCACUCCCUGGCCGUUGGUUGUGGCUUCAGGCCAAAAGCAGGGGCAGCUACCCUAUCCUCCUCCAGCUGGCGGAGAACCUCCAUAUGCUGUUUGUGAGUGUCCUCCGCAGCCACCCUCGCAACCUCCAUUUGCUGCAUCACCAAUUGUUGCUGCUCUAGUGCUGCCGCCUGACGCUGCAUUGAUGCUUCAUGCUGUUGCAUCAUUGCCGUACUUUGCUGCGUCAGCUGCCACCAUUGCCUCAAUCGCUCUGGCGAUAUCUGGCACAUCACACUGGGAAGAUUGCGGGGUCCUACGAGACGGUGCCAUAAUUCACUAACACACAGGAAAUCACUUGGUCAGGCGCGAUAAGACAAGAAUUAGCGAAGAAUACUCAAAAAGACACAGAGAAAGCUAAGCGGACACCCAGUCCACAGACCUAAGGAUCGACCGCUUUGAUACCAUAAAUGUAAUAUCCCAAAAACUGGAUAACCUCAAAUUAAUAAAACAUCACAUACAUGAAUAAUCAGAGAGUACAUGGUUUAGAGUA